AUGGAAAACCUCAGUCUCAAUGAUCCUCCUCCACAGUCUGCCUCGCCACAACGGCCAUCACAUCCACCGCAGCAGCACCCACACCAACAGAGUGCGGCGGUGUUCCCGGGCCCGCCUCCCCCUCAAGGUGCUCCUCAACUACCGCCGCAAAUGUUCACCACCGCGGCGCAGCUGUUGGACUUGACGGAUAAGAAACUCCUCCUCGUCCUUCGUGACGGACGCAAGAUCUUCGGCGUGCUCCGGUCCUGGGAUCAAUUCGCGAACCUCGUGCUCACGGAGACGAAAGAACGCUAUUUCGUCUCCGUACCCUCGACGAGCCCCGCAGAACCACAGCAGACACAACCCGCUGCUCGCAACCUGUACUGCGACAUCCCCCGCGGCACCUUUCUCGUGAGGGGUGAAAACGUCCUCCUUCUCGGUGAGGUGGAUCUCGACAAGGACGACGAUCCUCCUCCCGGAUACGAAGAAGGGGACGCUGAAGAGGUGUUCCGGAUCCAGAAGGAGGCGGAGACAGAAAGGAAGAAAAGGGAUCGACUGAAACACAAGAAGACGGCGUGGAGGGACCCAGAGGGAAGUGGCGAGGUUCUGUUUUGA
Messenger RNA from Fonsecaea erecta, 594 nucleotides. RefSeq lists its product as hypothetical. The transcript is spliced from 2 exons. The coding region runs from base 1 to 594 and encodes 197 amino acids. Gene Ontology annotation, cellular component: Lsm1-7-Pat1 complex; P-body. NCBI's taxonomy places the organism in Eukaryota, Fungi, Ascomycota, Eurotiomycetes, Chaetothyriales, Herpotrichiellaceae. The record is from RefSeq and is a predicted model, not a curated record. Gene Ontology annotation, molecular function: RNA cap binding. Gene Ontology annotation, biological process: deadenylation-dependent decapping of nuclear-transcribed mRNA.